Messenger RNA from Pangasianodon hypophthalmus (striped catfish), 2578 nucleotides. It is a transcript of the gene slc13a2, whose product is annotated as solute carrier family 13 member 2. The transcript is spliced from 12 exons. Gene Ontology annotation, biological process: monoatomic anion transmembrane transport. NCBI's taxonomy places the organism in Eukaryota, Metazoa, Chordata, Actinopteri, Siluriformes, Pangasiidae. Gene Ontology annotation, molecular function: transmembrane transporter activity. The record is from RefSeq and is a predicted model, not a curated record. Bases 66 to 1898 code for a protein of 610 amino acids. Gene Ontology annotation, cellular component: membrane.
AAUGUCCUGUAUCUCUCAUUCCCUCUGAUCACACACAGCGUGUGUUUUCCAACUACAACCACAAAAUGCAUUUUUCCAGGACAACCUGUGCACCGUUUGGGAGAUGCCUGAAAGGAACUGGUCAAUGGCUAUGGAAAUACCGCAACUACUUGAUCAUCUACAUCACUCCUUUCCUGAUACUUCCUCUGCCACUUUCUUAUCCUUCAUCGGAAGCAAAUUGUGGCUAUGUUAUCAUCUUGAUGGCACUGUACUGGUGUACAGAGUGUAUACCGCUGGCAAUCACUGCAUUGUUGCCAGUCAUACUUUUCCCAUUUCUGGGCAUCAUGGAGUCUGGAAAGGUGUGUGUGUUGUACAUGAAAGACACCAACAUGCUGUUCGUGGGUGGUUUGGUGGUGGCUAUAGCGGUUGAACACUGGAACUUACACAAGCGUAUCGCCCUGGGGGUCCUGCUGUUAGUGGGUGUUCGACCUGCUCUGCUGAUGUUAGGCUUCAUGGGUGUAACAGCUUUCCUCUCAAUGUGGAUCAGUAACACUGCUACUACUGCCAUGAUGCUACCCAUAGCCCAGGCUGUGCUGGAGCAGCUCAGUAAAACAGAGGCUGAGAGAGAAGAACGAGAGCUGAGGGAAGGCAGAGACAACCAUGCUUUCGAGAUGGCGGAAGUCACCAACACCAAAAUUCCCUUGGACACCGAAAACCAAAAUGAGAUCUCAGAGUGCACCAUGGAUUCAGUAGCAGAGAAUAAAAGGAAGGCUCGGGAACAGAGGUAUCUCUGGUUGAAUAAAGGGAUGAGCUUGAGUGUGUGCUACUCUGCCAGCAUCGGAGGCACAGCCACCCUUACGGGCACCACGCCAAACCUUAUCCUCCAAGGCCAGAUGGAUAGCCUCUUCCCACGUAACCCUAAUGUGAUCAACUUCGCCAGCUGGUUUGGCUUUGCGUUUCCCAACAUGUUGUUGAUGUUGCUCUUGGCCUGGCUGUGGCUGCAGUUAAUGUAUUUGGGUUUGAAUUUUAAGAAGUCAUUUGGCUGUGGGUUGAAUAACGUUGAUGACCGGGAGGCCUACAGAGUGAUGAAGCAGGAAUAUAAGAAACUGGGCAGAAUGAAAUUCGCUGAAGGUGCUGUGCUUUUCCUGUUUGUGUCGCUGGUGGUGCUGUGGUUCAGCAGAGAGCCAGGAUUCAUGCCAGGCUGGGCUUCUUCCCUUAACGAAGUUGGACAAUUUGUUACUGAUGGCACUGUAGCCAUUCUUGUAGCCACUCUGUUCUUCCUCAUCCCAUCUAAAAUACCAUGGAGACACUCUGGUAGUAGGGAAGAUCAGCAUGAAGUAACAGAAGGAGAAAACACAGUACAGCCGAGACAGAAGAAGCGCAAGGCUCCCUCAGCUCUGCUUGAAUGGAAGGUGGUGCAUGAGCGGAUGCCCUGGAACAUUGUCCUGCUCCUGGGAGGUGGAUAUGCCUUGGCUAGUGGCAGUGAGGUGUCUGGGCUGUCGGAUUGGCUGGGUCAGAGUCUUGCCCCGCUUCAGAGCAUCCCGCCAUAUGCCAUCUCGCUGCUGCUCUGUCUUCUGGUGGCAAUGUUCACAGAGUGCUCCAGCAACACGGCCACAACAACACUCUUCCUCCCCAUUCUCGCUUCUAUGGCCGCAACUAUAAAGCUCCAUCCCCUGUAUGUCAUGCUGCCCUGCACCAUCAGUGCCUCCUUGGCCUUCAUGCUGCCAGUGGCCACUCCACCCAACGCCAUCGCUUUCUCAUACGGCACCCUCAAAGUACUCGACAUGGCAAAGGCUGGCUUCAUGCUAAAUAUAAUUGGCGUCCUGUGCAUCAACUUGGGAAUUAACACAUGGGGGACACUCAUGUUCCAGCUAGACACCUUCCCCUCGUGGGCCAACGCUACAAGUGGAACACCGUGAAAAGAGCUUUCCAGAAGACCAACAGAAUGAUGAGAAGUCAGUGAGAGGAGAGGUAAAAGGGAGGAAAAUGCAUGUUUCCCAAAAAAGAGGGUAAAUGUAUUAUGUAGCAGAACUCUUGGCAGCUACUCCACUGGCCUGUGCAAUACUGAACAAAUAUUCACAGGCAUAACCUUCGAUCUAUAUGUUUAUUUUCUCAUUCUUUUUAUGCACCAGAGGUGAUUUUUCCAGUGAAUAUAACACUGGUAUGUAUGUUUUUUACCUUUGGAAAUUUUAAUGGGUGGUCCAGGACCUGUAAAUUCAUGUCUAACCAAGAAACAAAACAUCUAUGUGGAUCAAACUGGAAAGAAUGAUAUUAGUGGUACUUCUCAUUACUGUAAGGCAGAAAGCUCCUAGCUCAAAGGGUGCAAUGGAAAGUUUCAUGACUAUCAGGGGAGGCAUGUGAUGCUUCUGUCCCUCACCAGACUAAUAAUACUGCAGUGUGAGACAGAGGGGAAUGUAGUGGAAACUGUCACAAAAAAUGUGAAACAAUAAAAUAUAUCUAAAUCAAAACUAUGUAUAUUUUGGUGGACAAGCAGCAAAAAAUGUGAAAGCUGUCAAAUGUUUAUUUUAUGUAGCAGAAAAAAACCCCAAUAUCUUGCUAAGUCUCAGGAGACAUCUUGAAUAAAGUAAACGUUCUCUAA